Molecule: messenger RNA, 774 nt
Organism: Diatraea saccharalis (sugarcane borer)
Lineage: Eukaryota; Metazoa; Arthropoda; Insecta; Lepidoptera; Crambidae
Source: the annotation of a GenBank genome assembly
AUGGACGUGUCUUCGCGUCGCUUCAGAGCUGAGUUCCUCCAAGAAUGGCAAGGAUCCACCGACGCCCCUUACUUCGACCCGAGUACUCCAAGAAAUAUCACUGGAUUAGUUGGGCAUCCUGUGAGACUACUAUGCAGAGUGAAGAAUCUACAAAACAGAACAGUGUCCUGGGUACGACAUAGAGAUAUUCACUUACUGACAGUCGGCCGCUACACUUAUACGUCAGAUCAACGGUUUGAAGCGCAGCACAAGCCACGCUCAGAGGAAUGGGCGUUACGCAUUCGCAGUCCGCAGCGACGAGAUUCCGGACAAUACGAGUGUCAGAUAUCCACUACACCACCUAUAGGACACGCGGUUUACCUCAACAUAGUUGAAUUGUUCAUCCAAGCGGGGUCAACUAUCAACCUUACUUGCACAGUGCGACAUACACCAGAACCACCGUCUUCCAUUACUUGGACGCAUGGUGACCAAGUGAUCAACUUCGAUUCAGCCAGAGGUGGUAUAUCUUUAGUGACAGAAAAAGGCUUGAAGAGUACCAGUAGGUUAUUGGUUCAAAGAGCAAGAGGAGCCGACGCAGGGCUGUACACAUGUGGUCCUAAUAAUGCUCCACCAGCAUCUACCAGAGUUCAUGUUUUGUCUGGUGAACAUCCAGCGGCCAUGCAACAAGGAUGUGCAAAAUCUUCAUUAGAUAGAAUUUUAUCGAUAUUUUACUGUAUUUUGUCAUUAUAUUUUUUUAGAAAACCUUCGUUUAACAACUUGCAAUUCGGCACCUGA